AUGAACUCAAAACAGGCUAUAUUUGAAACGGUAGCUGAUCAAUCAGACACAAUUCCAUUAUGUCCUCGUUUGAAUUUAUUUCUAAAACCUUUUGCAAGGAUUUUGAUCACUGUUCAACUGGAUGGCAAGAGCAAAACAACAAUUUCCAAUUGGCAAAUCAUGGAGCGUUUAAAAGAAUGGAUAGAUCCAGACAAGUUUUCUCAUCUUUGUGUAGCAAAAACAUCUUCGGAAUUGAUAAGGUUUGACGCAGAACUAGCUGACCGUUCAAGAUUAUCAACAGUAUUAUCCCGUUUGUGUGAUAGACGAAUAAAAUUUCCUGGAUUUUCUCAUUUAUUGACUGUGCGAGCUAUUGAAUCUAAACCAGAUUUUCCUACUCGUCAUAAUUGGGAUUCAUAUUUUCGCGAUAGCAAAGAUAUGAAUGAACUAAAACCGGGUGAGCGUCCUGAUACAUUACAUAUUGAAAAUUUACCUGUAGAAUGGUUAACUGAACCUGGGGAAAAAUAUCCAAGUGAAAAUAUUCUAAAAAAAAUAUUCAGUGGAUUUGGGGAAGUAGCUCGGGUUGAUUUACCUGCUGCUGAUCCAUCAAGAGUAAUUCAUGGAGUAGGAAUCUGUGAUGCAUACAUACAAUUCAGAGAUUAUUCAGCUUUUGCAAAAGCAAUGGAUACAUUAAGAGGUAAUAAAUUAGCUUUUAUCACAGAUACAAAAGCACUAACAGCUAAUAUCAAAGUGGACUUUGAUAAAACAAAACAUAUGACUUUAAAUGCGAUAACCAAAAGACAUGAGCGCCGUGAUCGUUUUCUGAUGAGGAAAAAAGUAAUGGAAGAAACAGAAAGACUAGAAAAAGUAAAGGAGUUAAAAAAACGAGAAGAAGAAAAUAAAAAAAAACUUUUUGAACUGGAAAAAAAAAACGAAAGGCGUAAAUUACGAGAAGAAAAACGUAAAGCUAAACGUAUAAAGCGUUUGAUUGAUCGGGAAGCAGAUGUAAUGAAUCAAAAAAUUGCAACUGAAGAAAGACUUCUGUUAAAAACUCAAAGAAAAUUAGAAGCUAUUCAUUUAUUAGGAGAAUUGUUUACAAGGAUCAAAUUGAAAAUUAAUUCAAAAAGUAAUGAGGAAGAAGAAUCUGAAAAAAAUAAUUCCAAUUCAAAUAAUGUUCAAUGUAGAGAUAUCGAGUCUACUUUCAGACAAAGAAUGAUUGAAAAAUGGAAACCAUUUCAGAAUAAAAUAUUAAAAAACUUUACAAAUAACAAUAAUGAUUCUGAAAAUCGUAUUCAUAACAAUGACCAAAACAAUCGUGGCCGAGGACGAGGAAAUUGGAGAAGUAUUCGUGGCAAAAGUACACAUCAAUACUUAGGUCGUGGAGCAUACCUAAUGCCACCGAUGUUUGAUCCAAUGCAGUUGAUUAAUUAUGGACACAAGUAUCAUAAGUAUAUUCAAAAACUUAAUAAAAAUGCAGAUAAUGACCGGAGUCACAGCCGUAGUCGAAGCCGAAAACGAAAGCGUUCUUUUUCCAGUAGAAGCUCUAGGAGUUAUAGUCGUAGCCGAAGUCGAAAUAAAAGUUAUACUAGGUCAAGAAGUAGGAGUCGUACAAAAACUAGCUAUUCUAGAAGUAAAAGUCGUUCAAAAAGUAAGAGUCCUAAAAAAACCCUCAAAAGUCAUUCAAAAAGUGAGAGUCAAAGUAGAAGUAUAAAUAAAAGUUCAGAGAAAACAAUAGAAAGUAGUUCUAAACAUAAACAUAAGAAAAAGAGCAAAAAUAAGAAGAAUAAAAAGCUAAAGAAAUCUAAGAAAUAAUAUUUGGGUAAAGUAAUAUCAAAAGGAAAACACUUGUCUUUAUAAUUUUAGAUGUUUUAUUUAAAAACCAUUUGAUCAUACUUCUGGUUUUAAAGUAAACAUAAUUACAUUUUUAUUUUAUAUUUCCUACAAGUACUUCCAUACUUCCAUUAGGUAUUUAUCAAAAGAGGUGUAAUCGGAUAUUAUAUGUCCUAUUUUUUAGGCAUAUGUAAAAUGUUUGGCCUAUUUAUAAUGAUGUGAUAUACCACAAUAUAGUAACACAAUGACUUGAAGAUGUUGCUGUAAAUUAUUUUUGAUUUUUGUAAUAACAUUACUAAUAUAUUCAAAAUCACAUUAAAGUUUAUUUUGUAUUGUAUUUAUUAAAAAAAAAAAAAUAUACUUAA
This is a messenger RNA of Rhopalosiphum maidis (corn leaf aphid), 2171 nucleotides long. RefSeq names its product A-kinase anchor protein 17A-like. NCBI's taxonomy places the organism in Eukaryota, Metazoa, Arthropoda, Insecta, Hemiptera, Aphididae. The record is from RefSeq and is a predicted model, not a curated record. Bases 1 to 1788 code for a protein of 595 amino acids. The transcript is spliced from 7 exons. Gene Ontology annotation, molecular function: RNA binding.